Biomphalaria glabrata is the source of this 1068-nucleotide messenger RNA. Its product is annotated as neuropeptides capa receptor-like. The record is from RefSeq and is a predicted model, not a curated record. The coding region runs from base 1 to 1068 and encodes 355 amino acids. Gene Ontology annotation, molecular function: G protein-coupled peptide receptor activity. Gene Ontology annotation, cellular component: membrane. The transcript has a single exon. Lineage: Eukaryota; Metazoa; Mollusca; Gastropoda; Planorbidae.
AUGGAGCUGAGAAACAGCUCCUUGGAAACAUCAAUCACCACAAACAACUCCAUGGAAACAUCAAUCAUCACAAACAGCUCGAUCGCAGUGCAUUAUGUCGUCGGCAUCGUCAGCGACGGCGCCAAGGAAGCGAUCGUCAUCGUCAACCACGUGGUCCUCAGCAGCGCCAUCGGCUUGUUCGGUCUCGGCGCCAACGUCAUCAAUAUGUGCGUAUUCGUCAAGCAAGGGCUGAAUAACUCCAUGAACGUCAGCUUCUUCGCCACGGCCGUGUCUGAUCUGUGCAGCCUGGCGACUCUACUCUGGCUUAACGUCUGCCUGAAUCCAUUCAUCGAUAAUUUAGGACUGCCGGUCGUCUUCACAGAGGUGCAGUAUUUAUCAGCCGGCUGGCCCCACGGCUGUGCCGCAAGGAUAACUAGCUGGAUCACAGCUUACAUCACGGCGGAGAGGUGUCUGUCUAUCGUGUUUCCCUUGAAGAUUAAGCAGAUGAUCAACGCCAAGAGAACCACCGUGAUCAUUAUCAUCAUUUUUGUUAUCAACACGCUCUCCCUAGUCCCAGAAUACGCCACGGUUUACUUUGAUUGGAAUUGGUAUCCGACGAAAAAUAAAACUUUGCUAGGUUUGGCUUUUAGGGCAAACAGGCCAGCAGCGGAAGGUUUGGUUUUCACUUUCCACGCUUCUCUGGCCAUUGUAUCGUUCGUGGCGGUCGUGGUGUUCACUUCCGCUCUUGUCAUUCGUCUGCGCAGCACAGCCGAAUGGCGGAAAACGUCAACGUUUGACCCUAAGCAGACGGACAACACAACGGCGCGGGACAGGAAAACCAUGACUAUGGUCAUCCUAGUGGCCACCAAUCUGAUCGUCUGCUACACUCCUACAGUUUCCUUCUCUAUUGCUUCCUCGUUGCUGCCAGAUUUUACCGUGGUUGGGAAACAGCACAACCUCUUCCAUUCGGCAUGGUCCUUCGCGUUCUUGUUUCACUCCAUCAACUGCAGCAUUAACAUUUUCUUCUAUUACAAGAUGAGUUCUAAAUACCGCGCCAAUCUGAAGAACUUAUUCUGCGGGGGGAAGUGA